AUGGACAUCUUUGGGUAGCCAAUAAAUCUGAAUCUUGAUUUGAGAUCUAAGUACCAGACUUUCUUGGGAGGAUUGGUUUCAAUGUUUAUUGUCUUUCUUUUGAUUGGCUACAGUGUUAAUGAGAUCAUAGGAUAUACAAUCUAGAGAGGCAUACAAAUCACUUAAGAAGUAGUAUUCUAGAUUUUUAAAGAUAUAGACAAAAUUUAAUUAUGAUCCUGAUGUUCUUUUACUUAAUAAUAAGAAUUUCAUAUUUGCCAUUAGAGUAGAGCAAGAAAAUUUCUAUUAGUUUCCUUAAUUCGAUAUUCAAGUUAGAUAAUACUAAAAUAAUAAUGAAGUUUCAUUAGAAUUGUAAUAAUGCACUUUUUAGCAAUUCAUUAAUGUAUUAAACUCUAGUUAAGUGCUUGAUUUCUUAGAAGCAAAUUAAGUUGACACUUGGUUAUGUCCAAAAUCUGAAUUUUCAAUUGAAUUAGAAGGGACACCAUUUUGUAUGUUUUUAUUUAGCUAAGAAGAUAGCUUCUUAAUUUUCGAAUCUGGUGAUAGAGAUAAGUGAAUGUAAAUCAAAGAGUUCUUGGGGUAGUGAAUGUUAGACUAGAACAUUAAAGGACAGUUAUAAAUUAUAGAUGAUUACAAAAAAUACAGUAUAUAUAAAUAUUAUCUUAGUUCAUUAAUCCAUUCAAUAAUGAAUUUGUUGCAGAAGAUUAUUUAGACAAUUCGAUGAGUUUGUAUUUUUAACCAGGAGAUUUGUAGAGAAUAGAUUACCAAUUUCAUAAGCACAUUACUAAAGAUUAUCAGGGAUAAAUCAAAAUAGAGUAGAGAUGCCAAUAAUAUUAGAGGAUUACUCGAUGAAUAAGAGUGGAGUAUCUUUUCGACGAAUACAUUCAAAUAGAUUUACGAAGGCAAAAACAAUGCUGUAUGGUCUCGUAUAGUAUUUAUGAGAAGCAAUUUCUCAACUAAUUAUAAUAGAGAAUAUUAGACAGUUACUGAUCUAUUAUCUAAAAUUGGAGGUUUGUCUUAAUCAGUGAUUUCUAUUGUAGGAGUAAUAAUUACUUAUUAUAAUAGAGCAUAAUGUAAAUAAUAAAGUAGUAUUUUAGUUUAUUUGGAUAUAUCUAAUCGUCUUUAUGAUUAUGAUUUUAAUAUUGAACAUGAUUAAGGUACUAAAGGUUCAGGUUUAGUUGAUCCUCUACAUUUUAGUGUUUAACUUCAUUAAGAUUCCUCAUAACCACUUAAAAAAAAGAAGAAAACUUAAGAUAAAGCAGACACUAUUAAAUAACCAGAUGAGGAUUCAAUGGAAGAAGAUCCUUAAUUUAAAGAAAGAGUAAUGAAAGUUGUAGAGGAAUAGAAACAAAUAAUGGAUUAAUAUUAAUUUAAAAGUAGAAAACAUUUUUUAUUAGCAACAUUCUAAUAAACUAUAUUAAUGAAGAAAUCUAUUUAAUUAAGUCUUAAAUACUUUUUUUAAAAACUAUUUUGUCAAAAACCAGAUCCAAAAGAAGAUCCUCAUUUAUAUGUGUUAUCUAAAGCACUAACAUCAGUAAGAUAAGAAUUAGAUGUAUUCUCAAUAUUAAAUCGAAUACAUUAAUUAGAGAAAUUAAAGAAAAUCCUUUUAGAUAGAGAUUAAUUGAUUUUAUUUAAUUAUUCACCUAAACCAGUGAUUGCCGUUAAUGAAAAAGAUAAGGAAACUGAUUUUCUACACUAUUCUAAAUAAUAAUCUCUUAAAUAAAUGACAUUGAUAGAAGUGGCAGAAGAAAUUAAGAAACAAUUAAAAACAACUUUCUUAACUAAAGAACAUCUUAGUAUCGAGAAUGUUUUUAAUUCAUAUAAAGCAAUAGCUGCUAAAAAUAGAAAAUCUAAUCGUUAUUAUUAUAAGAUAAAUAGAAAAUUAAAAUAGUUCUUAGGAGAUCAAGUGAAAGCUAUCUUUAAAGCUUCCAAAUUAUUAAGAUUUCCUGAAGAUGAACAGAUUCCAGAGAUGGGUGUUCUAGAGAUUAUGUCAGUUGGAGGAGAAACUUCAGCUUAAUAUCCAUUGAGUAUGCGUCCAUCUGUUAAUAUAAAUCAACAAUACUAAUGAUAAUUAAUAUAUAUUAACGAAUAAAUAUGUCUGUUAUAUUUGAAGACAUCGAGGUAUUUUUACAUACAACUAAAUUAGAAUUUACACUAUCUCUAAUUUCAAUUUAAUCAAGCUCUACGUUUAGGCAAACUCAUAUAUUAUAUAGGUAUUACUGUAAUAUAAGUUAGAGAAUUCUCUCCUUCGUAAAGUCAGUAUUAUUGAUAAUAAUUGUACAGAUAGUGUUAUAGUAUAAGCUGAAGUAUCUAUGAUUUGUACAGAUGGUAAACUCAUAUAUUCUUUAUUAUGUAACAACCAUUUUAUAAUUAUAUUAGAGAAUGGAGACAUCUAUUAAAUUGAAUAACCACCUCGUCUAAUUAAAAGUGGACAUCAUUAUAAAUGGAUAUCUCCUGUAGCAGCUAUUGAUUAAUCUCAUAGAGGUUUUAUUUGGAAAACAAAUAAAUAGAUUUAUAGUCAUUGCAAACACAUUUCUAAUUAUUAAGAUAGAAUUACUCUUGUUACUAUUGGUGGUAAAAUAUUCAAUUUUAUUGAUAAUAAAACAAUCCCAAUACAAUAACUUAAUGGAUUAAAAUUGAAUACAUAUUUUAAGAAAUCAAUUCUUUUCUCAUUUGGAGGAGUGGCUAUAACUGAAAGUGGAGAAUUCUAUCUAUUCAAUCAAAAAAUGAUCAGAGUUAAAAUCAAAGACAUUCAAGAUUUCUUCUUUACUGAUAAGUACAUAUUUGCUAUUCAAAAUAAUCUUACUAUUUUACAAUUUACUAUUGAAGAAAUUCAAACACAUUAAUUCUUUACUAAUUAAUAGAUUUUCUAAAAAAUGCAUUAUUGUAAUGAUGUAGAAUUCAAAUACAAAUCAAGAUAAUUUUAACACAUAUCUAUACUAUAAACAGAAUAUUCCUUAUGUUCAUUUGCUUAUAUUAAAGAAAAUAAAAUAUUAGAUACUAGUCUCAAUCUAACUGAUAAGACUAAUUUAACUCAAAAUAAGAGUAAUGUUUUCAUAAUGAAGUAAUCCUUAUUUGAAGAAUGGGAUUGUAAAAAGAAAAUUAUGGAUUCUAGAAGAUCUACUACUCUUGAUAAACAACCUUAAAUAGAAUCUGAGGGAUAAACUUUAGCUUAAAAAUUAGCAACAAUAAGAGAGAGUUUAAAUUUUGAAAAACCAUAAUAAAAUUAAAUUGAUAAUGAUAAAUAAGAUCGUUGUCGAUAAAAAAGUCUUAUUCAAUUACAUUAAAUUUAAGUUGAAGAUUUACCUUAAAAUCCUACUCCAAUAAAAUUGGAUAAUUUACUUAAUAAAAUACAUGUCAAUAAACCAGAAAAACCUAUUGAUUAAUUAUUAAUAAUAUAAAAUAAAUAAGAAUUAUAAGAUUCAUUACCAACAUUUUAAAAUGAUAAUUAAUUCACUAAUAUUAAUGAUACUCUUAAUAAAAAGAAAUCUAAAUAAUAAAAUGGUAUUUAAAGAUCAAAUAAAAGAUUAGAUAGUAUGUCAGCAUAAUCUGGUAUUGAUUUACAAAAUAAUAGUGGAUUUAUUUAAUAAUAAGAUAGUUUUAUUGAUAUUUUAGAUUCUGAUUCUAUUAAAAAGGAUUUACCAUUAUAAUUAUAACCUUUUGAUAAAUCUAAUAAAUAUAAGAAAAAUACUUUGGAUACUAUUCAAUCUUAUGAAAAUGAAUAAGAUCCAAAAACUACAAAUAGAUUAUCAAUUAAAAAGGAUUAAAUACUUCAAUAAAGCAAUAGAUCACCAAAUAAAAUAUCCACUAAAGAUCCUUUAAUUACUGAAAGAAGUACUACUAAUAUUGAAUAAGCAAAAUAAGAUUUAGAAACCUUGGUUAAUAUGAUAAAUAAACAAAAAGAAAAUAUUGAAAUUUCAAAAUCUAUUAGUACUGUAAAAUCAAGUAUAAGAAUGAUAUCACCUCCAAUAUAAGUAGGAUCUGCAUUGAUACGUCCAGAAAGUAAAAUAACUCCAUUAAAAAAUAGGAGAUCAUCUGUUAUUAGUGAAACAUCUUAAUAAGAAUCAUUUAAAUUACCUAAAAGAAUCUCAAAAUAAAAUAUAUCUUAAAAAUUAAUUACUUAAUAAUCAUUCAAUUCAUCAAGUUAAAAUUCUUAAUUUCAAUUUGAUUCUCAUAACUUUAGAUAAUUAAAUACUUUAUAAGAUCAAGAAUCAUAAUUAGAUUUAAAAAGUGCUAAAAAACUCUUUGAUUAAUCAAUCACUUAAUAAUUGAAAAACUUUGAUCAAAAUAAAGGACUUAAAAAGGUCUAAUGUUCAUCAUAAGUCAACAUUCUACGUAAUAAUAGCUUAAGUAAAAAACCAACCAUAAUUGUUAAUAAUUAAUAAAUACCUAAAUUGAAUUUUAGAAAGUAAGAAGCAAUCUUAAAGAAAUUAUUCUUCCGUUUAGAUGUUAGAUUAAAAUUGUAAUAAUUAGAGUUUGUUAAUAAUUUAAAAUGUUUGCUUUGA
This is a messenger RNA of Paramecium primaurelia, 4499 nucleotides long. The record is from the annotation of a GenBank genome assembly. Lineage: Eukaryota; Ciliophora; Oligohymenophorea; Peniculida; Parameciidae.